AUGGCUACCCCUCGUCGUCGCUCUGCACGAUUGAGCAAGGCUACUCAGAAACAGCGUGCCACGCCACGUAAAGCUCCUUCGACUACGCACCUCGAAUCACUUGUAGAACGGGAUGAGACUCCAGAUACUGGAGAGCCACAAUCUAUCGACAAUGUCCUUGCUACUCCCGCAUCCACCGACGCUGUUCAGUCUCAGCUCUCGAAGCUGUCCGGCCUCAAGACCCCACGAACCGAACCGCGACCCGAUCGAGGCGAGAUGCACCCUGAAUUGCUUCAUCAUAGCACCACCAAAGCCCCAGACUCUGGCCUGAAGCUUGGAUUCGUCGAUGUUCCUGCGCAGCCACGACAUUCUAUCGCCAGCGCACAGAACACUCCAUCAAAAGCCCGAUCGAAUAUGCCGGCAGACCUGUCAUCCACGUCGUUUGAUUUCAAGUUUGGCUCAGAGUCGCAGCUGAGUAGCGAGGCCCAAAAGCUGAUGGAUAAUGUCCGAGAAGAGGCCGCGCGAAUCAAGGCGCAGAUGCAAGCAGAAAAGGAAGCUCAACAGAUCAAGGACGACGAAGCUGAAGCGUCCUUCAGUGGGCUCAACGCUUCCGGCCGAAGAAUUGCGAAGCCAAAGGGCAAGGCUGGAAGAUUCAGCGACAUCCACAUGGCACAGUUCAAGAAGAUGGACUCAAUUGCCAAUCAUCCUUCCGCAUAUCGAGCAAAACCAGGCUUCGCUCAGCCCACGACACAGUCAUUGAAGAGAAGUGGGUCGAAGGCUGGCCUUGACGAGCUUGACCGACCACGAACUGCUGGUAAGGGCACACCAGGCCGAAUCCCACCGCCUUUCCUUGGCCGCCCAACUUCAAUCAGCCCUUUCAAGUCCAUCCCUGCUCAACCAGAACGUCUUGAGAACACAACUCCCGCCAAGCGCGCUCGACAUUCGCAGCUUCACGAUGUCUCUGCCGGCCGACCUGCAGAAGUACAGCAGUCUGCACGGCUCCUCGCAGCUCCGAAAGGCGUGUCGAGCAGUUUGCUGUCCCCUACAAAAGCGUCUUUGGCAAGAAAUACCACAAGUCAGAUUCCGGUUGCCUCGCCCAACAAAGUCCCCGGUCUGACACGCACCGCCUCUGUCAAAUCUUUGAGGACAGCGUCGACAGUGCCAAAGACUAGACCAGCUGCUGCACAGGCAGGAAUAUCCACACAAUCCCCAUCCAAGCUGUUAUCGACCGAGUAUCUGAAUCUGGAUAGACCGUAUCCGGCCUUGCCGAAGGACGAUUCAACUGCAGCUCGUCCCGACAUGGCAUCGCCGCAUCGAACCGGCAUGUCUGCUUUCGCCAGUGCUCAGAGCUUCUCAUCCAGACUUCCGAAGUUUGCCGGCCUUAAAUCAAUCUUGCGCCCUGGACGAAAAGCAGAUACUGCAGCGCACACUGAACAAAAACAAUCCACUCCCAAGCAUUCCAACUCCGACAGCGCAACCUCUGGCACUGGUUCUGUGAAGAAAGUUGAUUUCACCCCGAGCGUCAAGUCCCGGUAUGCUGUCAAACUGGCAGCAGGGAGCCCUAGUCCAGCCAAAUUACCGCAUCUCACCCCUGGAAAACCGCCAACUGUACCGUACGAUCCAGCUGCAUACGUUAUCCAAGAUGAAGAUGGUGACGAGGACUGGGAGGAUGCCGAGAGCGAGAUCGGAUACCCUACGUUGCCAGCAGCUUCGUCGAGCCCAUCCCUGGCCAAGGACGAAGGAGUCUUUUCUACAACGGCCAAAGAUCACAACCGUCGCGAGUCUAGCGAAUUCAAGUCAAUUUUCACCACCUUGCACCACCCGUCGCGCGCAGCUGCUCCAUCCACACUGACCUCAGUCAAUACCACGGUGAAGCAGACCGAUUCCACCACGCAUGCCAACAGAGUCAUGCGAUCUCCUAGCAACCACAACUUCUCCAGGCCUUCUCCUUCCACUAUCCGGCGCGUCCGCACUUCCGGCGUGACUGAGAUCGUGCAGCCGUUCGAAGACACUGAGGUCCAGACCGUCCCUCACGGGCUGCCUGGCAAGAAACGUCGGCGCGAGUCGACAGUCUCGGCGGAUUCGGACACCAAUGCCGACGACGCGAAGGAGAACCGUCGGAUCUCGGUCAUGCGUGCCGUCCCGGGCGGUUGGCAGGAUAGCCCGGCGCUUGAGAGUCCGGACGAAGGUGAAAAGCGCGGCGGCAAACGACUUCGAGUCGACAAGGCCGAGCACCCGGCUGCCAAAGUCGAAACCAAGAACAAGAAGCCGAGACAAAGCUCGGCACGCGAGAUGGCUAAGAAUAAUGCUAAGGAUCGCAAGAACAGAGGCAUCCUGAGUCUCAGCCGCUUGAACAUGCUCAGUCGUCCGAAGCAGAGAGCUUGA
Messenger RNA from Capronia coronata CBS 617.96, 2364 nucleotides. RefSeq lists its product as uncharacterized. The coding region runs from base 1 to 2364 and encodes 787 amino acids. The transcript is spliced from 2 exons. NCBI's taxonomy places the organism in Eukaryota, Fungi, Ascomycota, Eurotiomycetes, Chaetothyriales, Herpotrichiellaceae. The record is from RefSeq and is a predicted model, not a curated record.